AUGCAGCUGAUAUGUACCCCUGAAAAAUUAGAACCGCAUAAUGAUAAUGAUAAUCCUGAAGAUGUUAUGCAUCAAACAAAUAUUGAGAACUUAGAUGUACAUGUCUCUAAUCAUCCACAACAAUACUUGGGUAACUUAGCACAAACUAUACGACGAAAAAAUGCUAUACUUCGGGAAACUGUUAAAAAUAUGGCUGAAAAUAAAAGUAAACAAAUGAAUGAUGCCGAAUAUGAAAAAGAACCCAAUUGGCCUGAAAUACAAAUAUCAUUAGCAAAUGCUGCAAAUAAAAAGGAUUUAGAAAAAGGCACAAAAGCAUAA
Messenger RNA from Acaulospora morrowiae, 318 nucleotides. The record is from the annotation of a GenBank genome assembly. NCBI's taxonomy places the organism in Eukaryota, Fungi, Glomeromycota, Glomeromycetes, Diversisporales, Acaulosporaceae.